AUGGGGGCCGCGGGGGCCGCCAGCGCCGUGGGGACCACGCUCCGGCUGCCCGCGGCUCCCCCUCUCGCUUUCUGCUAUACGUCGGUUUUUCUGCUUUUCGCUUUCUCGGUGCCCGGGAGCAGAGCGUCCAACCAGCUCCCGGGCGGUGGCGGUGGCGGUGGCGGCGGCGGGGCAGGAGCGGGUGCUGGAGCAGCAGCCGGAGGAGGAGGGGGCGCAGGCGGAGGAGGAGGAGGAGACUGCCCAGGCACGGGCAAAGGGAAAAGCAUCAACUGCUCAGAAUUAAAUGUGAGGGAGUCUGAUGUAAGAGUUUGUGAUGAAUCAACUUGUAAAUAUGGAGGACUCUGUAAAGAAGAUGGAGAUGGUUUGAAAUGUGCAUGCCAAUUUCAGUGUCAUACAAAUUAUAUUCCUGUCUGUGGUUCAAAUGGAGAUACUUACCAAAAUGAAUGCUUCCUCAGAAGAGCUUCUUGUAAACAUCAGAAAGAGAUAACAGUAGUGUCAAGAGGACCAUGCUACUCUGAUAAUGGUUCUGGUUCUGGCGAAGGAGAGGAAGAAGGAUCAGGGGCAGAAGUUCAUAGGAAACAUUCUAAGUGUGGACCUUGCAAAUAUAAAGCUGAGUGUGAUGAAGAUGCAGAAAAUGUUGGAUGUGUAUGCAACAUAGAUUGCAGCGGAUACAGUUUUAAUCCUGUGUGUGCUUCUGAUGGGAGUUCCUACAAUAACCCAUGCUUUGUUCGAGAAGCCUCAUGUGUGAAACAGGAGCAGAUUGAUAUAAGACACCUUGGACACUGCACAGGAAAAAGAGGAGGAUUACCUCAGAGCAGAAUAACAAGGUGUGAAUCUGGUUAUACUGGCCAGCACUGUGAAAAGACAGACUUUAGUAUUCUCUACGUGGUUCCAAGUAGACAAAAACUUACCCAUGUUCUUAUCGCAGCCAUCAUUGGAGCUGUCCAGAUCGCCAUUAUUGUUGCAAUUGUCAUGUGCAUAACAAGAAAAUGCCCUAAAAACAACAGAGGACGUCGGCAGAAGCAAAACCUAGGCCAUUUUACAUCGGACACGUCAUCCAGAAUGGUUUAACUUGAUGACUUUUAUAUGUACACCAACCAUGUGAUAAACAUUUUAUUAUGUCUUUUUUUAAAGAAUAGAAAUAUUUAUUUCAGAGGCCUUAUUUUUGGACAUUUUUAGUGGAACACUGUCGGCUUGUAUUUAGAAAAGCAUCAACUCUAACAGUUAUGGACUUUCUGUUUUGUGUUUUUAAAUACUGAAUUUCAUUUUCUGUAUCUGUAACACAUGGUUAUAUAAGACUUGUACUUUACCCAUGGAAUGUAAUAUUUUUGCAAAUCCAGAUCACUUCUCAAAUUAUUAUAGUCACACACACACAAAAUCAAGCAUGAACUAAAGGUAAAAGAUGUUUACAGAUUACUUUUCAUACAAAAAAAAAACCCCUAGAAGACACUGUGUUUAAAUAGAUAUUUAAAUGUUUUUGAGAUUUAGUACAUGAUUUUUUUAGACACUGCUUAUCGCAUGAAUUGUGAAGCUGUGUAUGUGUGUAGCUGUAAAAUAUUUAUAAAAUGUUUGGGCUGUACGUUGAGCACUACUCUCCUUGCAAAACAAUUUGGAAAUUUGGAAAAGGAUCUUAUAGUGCUGAUGGAACAGAUCCAUAAAAAGUGGGCCUUGGUAGAUUUAGAUAUUAUGAUCAUUGACUUUCAAAAGGCAACAGAAUAAAAUCAAGCCUACUUUUUUCAUGGAGAUCAUUUUAAUACUCAGUCACUUUUUUAAAGAAAAUAUUUGUUUUAACACAAAGAAUAAAUCAAUUGUAUUGGUGUUUGUGAUUAAAAUGCAAAAAAAAAUGAUCAUUAACAAACAGUGUUCUUGAAGAGAAUAUGCCAAGAACUUGAAAAACUCUCCAAAUUAGAUUUCUGGUUAUAGUUAUAUUAAUAGAUUGUCAAUGUUUGGAGGAUCUGAAAUGUGAGUAGGAUGUAUUCAGCUGUUUAACAUGUAGUUUAGACUUUCAGAAGUAUGCAUGUAGAAU
Molecule: messenger RNA, 2026 nt
Organism: Gracilinanus agilis (Agile Gracile Mouse Opossum)
Lineage: Eukaryota; Metazoa; Chordata; Mammalia; Didelphimorphia; Didelphidae
Gene: TMEFF1
Product: transmembrane protein with EGF like and two follistatin like domains 1
Exons: 9
Coding region: 1-1071 (356 amino acids)
Molecular function (GO): protein binding
Source: RefSeq, a predicted model, not a curated record